AUGCUCGCGACGACCCUCGCCCGCGCCGCGCCUGAACAAUGGACGGCAGUCACGGAGUUCGACGUCGCGGCGCACCUCGGGAACCUGUCCCCGUACAAGAAGGCCGCGGUGCCGCACGGGGUCGAGGCGGAGCUUCCGGACGACUGUGAGGUCGAGCAGGUCAUGCUGAUGCACAGGCACGGCUCGCGCUUCCCGCUCGCGUCGGAGCUGGUGUUCAUCACGGACCUGGUGGGCAAGCUCGCGAACUCGUCCGCGGCGAUUGCGAAGGCGCGCCUCCCCGCGGGCCUUGCGUUCCUCAAGGAUGGGUAUACGAGCACGCUUGGGCACGAUGACCUCACUGCCCCUGGUCGUAUGCAGCUGUUCGAGCACGGUGUCGACUUCCGUCUGCGGUACCCAGCGCUGAAGGUGGACGGGAUCCUCGCGGGCCUGCAGGACCGUGUUGUCGAGUCCGCGCAAUGGUUCGCGCAGGGCUACUUCGGCCGUAACUGGGCCACGCUGAACGCGACCGAGUUCUCGACGCUUGCAGAGGACACCAAAACUGUGUCCUGGAUCACGCCCAUGGACACCUGCGCGAAGUGGCAAUACGCGUUCGGCAACAACGCGACGAUCGAGUGGGGCAGCGUGUACCUGCCGCCGAUCGCGAAGAGGUUGAACAAGCUUCUGCCUGGGGUGAACUUGUCCACGGACAACGUUCACGGUGCGUUGUACGCGUGCGCGUACGACCUCGCCGCACUCGGCACGUCGCCCUGGUGCGGCGCGUUCACAGAUAGUGAGAUCGAGGACUUUGAGUACGAACUCGACCUGCUCAUGGACGGCGCGUUUGGGUACAACCUCCCAGGCUCUAUGGGCGAGGUGCUCGGGUCGCUGUUCGUUGGCAAGCUCGUCGAGCGGUUCACGAACUCGACCGGGGACGCUCAGCAGGUGUACCUCGAGUUCGGGCACGACACCACGAUCGACCUCGCCCUUACCGCCCUCGGCCUUGCGAAGGACACCAACGCGCUCUCCGCAAAAGGCCCGGUCCGCGCGUCCCGCAAGUGGCGCACGUCCGAGCAGGUGCCCUUCGCCGCGCAGAUGCGCUGGGAGAAGUUCAGCUGCAAGUCGUCCUUCGCAGCGGGCGUGCCGCAAGUACGGCUCGUGCUCAACGACGCGCCGCUGCCGCUCAUGAGCUGUGCGCACACGCGCGCGGACGCGCGGUUUGGCUCGUGCGCGCUCGCGGGCUUCACGAAGUCGUACGCGGCGAGCGCGGCGCGCAAGUUCGGGGAUGCGGCGUGGAACGCGACGUGCGGUCCGGCGACGCUCUGA
Trametes versicolor FP-101664 SS1 is the source of this 1302-nucleotide messenger RNA. Its product is annotated as phosphoglycerate mutase-like protein. Gene Ontology annotation, molecular function: acid phosphatase activity. Lineage: Eukaryota; Fungi; Basidiomycota; Agaricomycetes; Polyporales; Polyporaceae. The transcript has 7 exons. Bases 1 to 1302 code for a protein of 433 amino acids. The record is from RefSeq and is a predicted model, not a curated record.